AAGUGGCCAGUGCUCACACUACAAGCCUGAAUGGUGAGGAGGAGGAGGGAGCAAUUGGUGGGGAGGUGAUUCCCUACAAGAAGCUGGUGCAGAGUCUGGAGAAGGCCGUCAAUAGAUUCCAGGAUGGAUCAUGCAGCAACUGUGCCUCUCUCUCUUGGUGAGUGACUCCAUCGAGCCACCACCCAAGGAAGCCCCUCCAAAGGCCACAGAGGAGGAAGGCAGUGUUGUCAUUCUGGAUGCCAAGCUGUUCUGCAAGCAGCAGGAGAAGGAGGUGGCAGAGAAGAUCAAGGAGAGCCUGGCAGUGACUGAGUAUGCCAAGCCAUCCAGUGCAUUGGUGCUGAGUGGUGUGUCCAGCAGUGUGGUGCAGUACACAGUGUUUGAAAUGCAGCUGUCCUUUACUGUGCUGGAUACAGAGGGUGCACCCACCAGUGACCUGGGCCACAAGAGUGAUCCCUCGCAGGUCACGGCAAGUCUCUUGGGAGGUCCGCCAGGUGCCAUCGUCAUGGGCACCACAACAGUUCCCAACAGGAAUGGCACUGCCAUCUUCACCAACCUGUCUGUCAGCAAGCCCGGGGAAGGCUACAACCUCACUUUCACCAUCACCUACCCCAGCUAUGCUCUAGCCCUCACCACCACCCUGGAGGAGACCUUCAGCUUGACACAGAUGAGUGCAGCAAUGGUCCUGCAGCAGCCCAGCAUAGUGCAGGCCGGACAACCCACCACCAUCACUGUUCACUUUGUUGACAAGGACUCUGGCUUGGUGCUUAAUGGCCUGGCUUUCAAGGCCAGACAUUUGUGGGCAAACUGCUGGCAAAGACUGCUGAGGGACACUUUGAGGUUAUCCAGAGGUAUGCCAAGCUGUAUGUACCAGAUGAGGCCGUGUCAAUGCUCACCUUUGAGAACGUCAUAUUUGAGGCGCCAGACGUGAGACAGCAACUCAUAGCCAAGGUUGCUGUCGUCUCCGCUAGCUGACUAUUAAAGAUGCAGAAUCCUUGCUGAACCAUCACUGGAACCAUGAAAACACCCCUGAAAACACCAUAACAAC
Messenger RNA from Scylla paramamosain (green mud crab), 1045 nucleotides. RefSeq lists its product as uncharacterized. Bases 131 to 928 code for a protein of 265 amino acids. The record is from RefSeq and is a predicted model, not a curated record. The transcript has 7 exons. Lineage: Eukaryota; Metazoa; Arthropoda; Malacostraca; Decapoda; Portunidae.